Molecule: messenger RNA, 2241 nt
Organism: Anopheles nili
Lineage: Eukaryota; Metazoa; Arthropoda; Insecta; Diptera; Culicidae
Gene: Ras64B
Product: ras-like protein 2
Exons: 3
Coding region: 1-606 (201 amino acids)
Biological process (GO): signal transduction
Cellular component (GO): plasma membrane
Molecular function (GO): GTP binding; GDP binding; GTPase activity
Source: RefSeq, a predicted model, not a curated record
AUGUCCCGUUACAACCAAACGCAUGCAGGCUACGCUCAGACCUUCAAGCUGGUCGUUGUGGGUGGUGGAGGCGUUGGCAAAUCGGCUAUCACAAUCCAAUUCAUUCAGAGUUAUUUUGUAACCGACUAUGAUCCCACGAUCGAAGAUUCUUACACCAAACAAUGCGUCAUCGACGAUAUGCCAGCUAAACUAGAUAUUCUUGACACGGCCGGGCAGGAGGAGUUCAGUGCAAUGCGUGAGCAGUACAUGCGUUCCGGUGAGGGAUUUUUGUUAGUAUUUGCCGUUACGGAUCACGCCAGCUUUGACGAGAUAUACAAAUUCCACAAACAAAUACUGCGUGUGAAGGAUCGAGAUGAAUUUCCGAUGUUGAUGGUAGGCAACAAGUCAGAUCUUGAUCACCAACGGGUCGUUUCGCUGGAGGAAGCGCAACAGCUGAGCCGACAGCUAAAAAUCCCUUACAUCGAGUGCAGUGCGAAGCUGCGUAUUAACGUCGAUCAAGCGUUCCACGAGCUGGUGCGAGUAGUACGAAAGUUUCAGCUCUCCGAGCGUCCGCUCAUUGACGAAAAGGGCAAACGGAAAAACAGAAAAAAGUGCUGUAUCCUGUAGACACGCAUCCCACAAGCGGAAUUGAUUUUUACUUCUGAUGGUACUUUGAAACCACAGCAUCCUCAUCGGUCUUUGCAACUAACUGAAACGAUAAAUGCGAGCAGUUUCUUCGUUGAUUGAUCACUCCAUGAUUUUGAAUGGAAAUCAUUUCUUGGUAAACUAGCUAAGGCCUACUAUAGGGGUGUAAAAUUACAAGAUCACGAUAGAACGCAUUAAGAGAAUCCCUUAAUAACACGUGUGUGUGACUAGAAUGCUAAUCUAAUAGAAUGCAAGGUAGAAUGUGGGAUGUUUUUGUGCCAAAGUGCCCAAGUCCUGCUGUAAGCGGGAUAAACAUACAACUGACUAUGAGAUACAACAUCAAAAAGAAACUUAUCGAACUUAACUCACACAUUUCAACCGUGAAUUAACUGCCAGCAGUGCCGGCAGUAUGUCGGCGUAUUUAUUUAAAUUUUUAUAAUUGUUUUCUGUCGCCAAAUGCGAUAUUUCGCUUGUGUCCUUUUUUUAUUGCAGUUUUUAUUAAAAAGCCAUUAUGCUGUGCCAUAAGCAACUUUUGAAAUAUCGCACAAAUGAUUCUACAUUGCCAUUUCAUUUCAUGAUAAGUACGAGCAAGUGAGUCGAAAAUCAAUCAAUCAAAAUUAUCCAUUAGCUCUUUGGCUAUACUUUCCUAUACGAUUCCCAUGUUCUUUUUUUAAGAUCGCAAAUUUCGAUCGCUACAAUUUUUCAAAUAUGGUCGAAUCAUGAUUUUUGUUCUGUCAUGUUACGUCGAUGAGUGUAUUUUACAGCACUCUCCUACAAAUGCAUCGGUGCACAAUACAACAAUGGCAAACCUGCAUAUAUCAUCUACGAAUUUGAUAACGCGGACGUGUUUAAACUCAAAAUAUCGAAAGACUUAUUCAUAGUUAGCUAAGUGUUAAACUUGAGAAAAGUAAUGGGCCUUCAUAGAAGAAGGUAGUUGCAAUAUACACAAGCACGGAUCAAGUUCUGAUGCAGAACAAUAAUCUAAUCAAGCGAGACGGAAAGAGUAAGAAGUUGUUGAGUCAUUGAAAUCAAACGUAUGAUCCGCGUUGUAUCGAUGCGGGUACGUGUUCUAGGCGAGGAUCAUGCUAGUACAAUAUCGACACAAACCGCAGUCGUAGUAAUUUAAUACAAAUUAUUUGUAUAACAUAACUGCAUAUAGCCAAGAAAACAGUGUCUAUUAACCAAAACAAUAACGAAACGUUAAUGAUUAGCUUUAAAUGUGCUUCGACAAAUUUAACGCUGCAAAAAGUGAGAUGUGUAGUGACAGGAAAACCAAGCAAAACCAAUAAGAUCAUUACAAUGUUUUAACAAUUUUGUAACUGUUUUAACGAAUUGCACAAGAUAAGGCGAGAUACAGAUGAUUUCUGCUUAAAGUUUUAAACGUAUACAGUUUUCUCACAUUUGGUUGGGAGAAUAUUUUUAAACAGUUCACGCAUCGGUGCUAAAUUUUGUAAGUAGUCGAAAAUGAUGUAGCAAUGUUGAUUGCCAAAUGGUCUUAUCUUUGAAAAAGAUUUUUAAUGAACAGUGUCAGAAUAAUAUUUUUUACGUUUUAAUUUUUAUAUCGUUUGUAGGAAUGAUCGUUAAUCAAAUAUAUUUACUGGAUUUUAAUCUACUAAU